AACAUCAUGCAAAAUAUAGAUGUCAAAUCGUGCGCGUGUAAGUGGUGAUACUGAUCGCGUAACGACUGCAAGAAGUCGAAAGAAAUAUCAGUUUAUUAGACCGCGUGAAUGCAUGUGUUGUUCGUCCGUUGUAAAUACAAAUACAAAGCAUUUGCCAAAGCAAAGAGAGGCAACGAGCUCCAUGCGUUUUUAAAUUCCUUUGAAAUUAGGCGACUCGUGAUUUAAAAAGCUGUCGGAAUGGAUCCGUUGUUAUAUUUGGGUGGGUUAGUUGUUUUGUUUUUGUUAUGGAUUAAAGUGAAGGGCUUGGAGUACGUGAUAAUACACCAGAGAUGGAUCUUCGUUUGCCUCUUUCUCCUCCCCUUAUCCGUCAUCUUUGAUGUGUACUAUUACCUGCGCGCGUGGAUCAUCUUCAAGAUGUGCUCAGCGCCAAAGCAGCACGACCAGCGAGUCAGAGACAUCCAGAGACAGGUGCGAGAAUGGAAAAAAGAUGGAAAAAAUAAGAAAUAUAUGUGCACGGGUCGUCCAGGAUGGCUGACUGUGUCCCUCAGGGUGGGAAAAUACAAGAAGACGCACAAGAACAUCAUGAUUAACAUGAUGGACAUCCUGGAGGUGGACACAAAACGGCAGGUGGUACGUGUGGAACCUUUAGCUAACAUGGGUCAGGUGACUGCUCUGCUCAACUCUAUUGGCUGGACACUGCCUGUGUUGCCUGAACUUGAUGACCUGACAGUUGGUGGGCUGGUAAUGGGAACAGGCAUUGAGUCUUCAUCUCACAUCUACGGCCUGUUCCAGCACAUUUGUGUGGCCUUUGAGCUGGUGUUGGCUGAUGGUAGUCUGGUCCGCUGCACUGAAAAAGAAAACUCUGACCUGUUCUAUGCGGUUCCUUGGUCCUGCGGUACUCUGGGGUUCCUGGUUGCGGCGGAGAUCCGGAUAAUUCCAGCUCGAAAAUGGGUGAAGCUUCGUUACGAACCUGUACGUGGUUUGGAUGCUAUUUGCAAGAGGUUUGCAGAGGAAUCGGCCAAUAAGGAGAACCAAUUUGUGGAGGGACUGCAGUACUCUCGGGACGAGGCCGUGAUUAUGACGGGCACCAUGACAGAUCAUGCAGAGCCUGACAAGACUAACUGUAUAGGUUACUAUUACAAGCCGUGGUUCUUUCGGCAUGUGGAGGGUUUCCUGAAGCAGAACUGUGUUGCAGUGGAGUACAUUCCUCUCCGGCACUACUACCACAGACACACCCGCAGCAUCUUCUGGGAAUUACAAGACAUCAUUCCAUUUGGGAAUAACCCAUUGUUCAGGUAUGUGUUUGGCUGGAUGGUUCCUCCUAAGAUUUCCCUGCUGAAGCUGACGCAGGGAGAGACCAUCCGCAAACUGUACGAGCAGCACCAUGUGGUGCAGGACAUGCUGGUCCCCAUGAAGCACAUCAAGACCUCCAUCCUACGCUUCCACGAGGACAUACAUGUGUAUCCUCUGUGGCUAUGUCCCUUUGUGCUGCCCAACCAGCCGGGAAUGGUGCAUCCUAAAGGAGAUGAAGAUGAACUGUAUGUUGAUAUCGGAGCGUAUGGGGAGCCCAAAGUCAAACACUUUGAAGCCAGAUCAUCCACACGCCAGCUGGAGAAGUUUGUUAGAGACGUUCAUGGAUUCCAGAUGCUGUAUGCUGACGUAUACAUGGAACGACAGGAAUUCUGGGAGAUGUUCGAUGGAACACUGUAUCAUAAACUCAGAGAGCAACUCGACUGUAAAGAUGCGUUUCCUGAAGUAUUUGACAAAAUCUGCAAGUCUGCACGACACUGAAUCCAGUCGAACCUGAAAGGUGUGACCAACCAAACAACCAAACAACCCUUUUGCUGAAGAACAUGAGCAAAUUGGGGCAGAUACACUUAAAGCGCAAAUACUCUUCUUUCUUGAAGGAACACCAGCUAUGUUUCAAGUUCAACCCCCUUGUCCUAUGUCUAUAUUUGAGACAAAAAAUAAAGGGCCUUAUUAUAACACAAUUAGAUUAAUUUAAACAAUAUACAGCGCUUAACAGAUCAGUAGUUUAUGGACAUUCAACUGUGAAUAAAUAAAACUAUUUUAGAAUACUUUGUUUAAUGAUCUGUUACGCAUCAUAUAACACAAUUUUACUCUAAAAGAGUUACAAUUGAAGCUAGUUUCCACCAUGUAAUAAAAAAUAAAAAUAUAUAUAUAUAAAAAAAAAAAUUUAUCUCACAAUUCUGACUUUUUUCUUGCAAUUGUGAGUUUAUAUCUCACAAUUCUGAGAAAAAUGUAUAUCAUAUAUAUAUAUAUAUAUAUAGGCCUAGAUAAUAUCUAAAAUUAUAUCUUUAAUAUUUAAACAAAAUCGCAAUUGCUACUAGAAAAAAAGUCACAAUUACAUCUUUUAUUUUUUAAUUUGUGGUGGAAAAAAGCAUAUUCUCUAUUUUCCUAUAUUGUGAAUGUUUCCUACCUCACACUAGAUGUCUUAACAUUAUCUAACAUAAUGAUUUAUUUUUGAGGUGUGUUGAAAGGGAUAUAACAUUAAAGCACUUAAUAUAAGCCUGGCACAAUUUGUGAAUGUGUUUAGCAUUUGUUUUCUACCCAUAAUGUAACACUUAUUAUUAUGAAACAUAUAUUUGUACUAAUUAUGAAAUGACUUUUGUCAUUAGUACAGUUAUUUUCAGUUACAAACAUAAAAACAAACCUUUUUUUUUUUUUUAAUAUAAAAAUCAUAUUUGUGGCCUUCUGAGCUUGUUUUUGCUCUUUUAUACUGUGUUCACAAUAUAUAUUUUGUAUUUGUAUUUUCAGUGUGCUGAUACUGUGGAUGUCACAUACUUAGCAGACUCAACACACCCAUUAAAAUGAAUAAUUUAAACCAUC
Molecule: messenger RNA, 2850 nt
Organism: Ctenopharyngodon idella (grass carp)
Lineage: Eukaryota; Metazoa; Chordata; Actinopteri; Cypriniformes; Xenocyprididae
Gene: dhcr24
Product: 24-dehydrocholesterol reductase
Exons: 9
Coding region: 238-1791 (517 amino acids)
Biological process (GO): steroid metabolic process
Cellular component (GO): cytoplasm; membrane
Molecular function (GO): Delta24(24-1) sterol reductase activity; FAD binding
Source: RefSeq, a predicted model, not a curated record